Diorhabda sublineata is the source of this 2834-nucleotide messenger RNA. Its product is annotated as transport and Golgi organization protein 2-like. Gene Ontology annotation, biological process: protein secretion; Golgi organization. Bases 370 to 1197 code for a protein of 275 amino acids. The transcript has 6 exons. Gene Ontology annotation, cellular component: Golgi apparatus. NCBI's taxonomy places the organism in Eukaryota, Metazoa, Arthropoda, Insecta, Coleoptera, Chrysomelidae. The record is from RefSeq and is a predicted model, not a curated record.
GGUCCUCGUUUGACGUAUGAAUGUUGUGUCUCAUCAUAUCUAAAUGUUUUCUGACCAGAGAUAACACUUUAUAUCAAAAUAUACUUACUGUAUCACAUAAUUUAAGUGUAGAAAGUAUCGUCCUCAAGAUUAAAAACUUCUUCAGAAAGGAGUAUUUGAUAAUAAGAAUUUUAAAUUCGUUUAAAAAAAUUAUAGUUUAUUGUAAAGACGUAAAAAUUGUGAAACUAAUACACACCAAUGUGAAGUGUCAAUAUAUAAAUAAUUUAUAAAUACCAAAAAACAAUAUUCGAUUAGAAAGUAUGUAAGCAUUAGAUAGAUGAAAGUUAAAGAUGAAACAUUUCAGUCUACAAGCAACACAAACGAAUAAAGAUGUGUAUUUUAUUUGUAAAUGUAGAUCCGAAUCCCGAAAAGGGGGCCUACAGGCUUGUAUUGGCAACAAAUCGUGAUGAAUAUUAUAGAAGGCCUAGUUUACCACUACAUGUUGAUAGAAAUAAUAUUAUCGGAGGUAAAGACAUGGAACCUGGUAGGGAAGGAGGAACAUGGUUAGCAUUCAGAACAAAAGAUCAAUGUAAUGGGAAAGUUAAAAAACAUUGUAUUGGCGUAAUUCUCAAUGUAACUGGAACAAUAAUUGAAAAUCCCAAAAGCAGGGGACGUAUCAUCGUAGAUUAUUUAUUGAGCAAUAAAAGUUUUCCUGAAUAUUCAGAAAUGUUAGAGAAGUCCUUUUAUAAUGGUUAUAACUUUGUUUCAAUCGAACUCAGCGAAGAAAAUUCGAUGAUUUAUCAUCAUGGAAAUAUUCCUAACGUGAAUUCAAGUUACGUUGGCAAACAUAAUUUAGGAUUCGGAAAUUCUCCUAUAUUUUCCCCAUUAACAAAAGUUACAAAAGGAAGGCGUAUGUUCGAAGAAAUUUUGAAAAAAAAUUUAUCCAAAGAAGAUUUACAAGCAGAACUAUUCAAACUUCUUAAAGAUGAAACUAGGCAUUUGCCAGAUGACGAAUUGCAAAAACGACAACCUUUAGCAUACGAAAUUUUGAGUGCCAUUUUUUAUAAAUUAGAUCCUCCAGGAUAUGGAACUAGGACACACACUAUAAUAUUAAUAGAUUAUGAUUGGAAUCUAUCGGUUAUUGAAGAUACCAUGUGUGAACCAAUAGAUAAAAAUAACCCGCAAUGGAAAAGAACCAGUCUUAAUUUUAAAUUGUGAUAAAUUAUUUAAAUUAUCAAAUUUGUUAUAGUGAGUAUUUGAGUGAUAACGUUGUUUAAUAUAUUUUAUGUUAAUAUAAAUAUUUUAAUCAUUUUUUUUUUCAUCUCUCACUAAAAUAUAAUAGCAGUAUAGCUUUAUUAUUUCAGCUGAUUGAUACGAGAGUUGUACGAAAAGUUUCAGACUUCAACCUGAAGAUGCAGCACUCAUCGGUAGUAAUAAUUAUUUUUGAGCAUUUAUCAAUAUUGGAAGGUUAUUGUAAUAGAAAAUUUAGAACAAAAACAGUUUAUUCAAUAUCAAGAUGCAAUCAACAAAAUAACAAUUAGAAAAGUUAAGGGAAGGUCCAAAAUUGUUUGUUUCAGGUCAUAAUAUUCAAGGACUUAAUUUGUAUUUCCGAGUUGGCUUUAUUGUGAACCACCAUUUUAAUAAGCUCUUGCUCUUGUACAUCACUUUUGACCAAUCGAUUAACCGCAGUCGAUUUAUUGGAGUGAUUUCUUUCGAUGGGCAUAUUAUCACACUGGUGAUCAUUUUCUGAUUUCCAGUCACGAUUUAUUCUUAGUAAUUUUAAUAUUUGUGCCCCUUUUUGACAUAAAAUUUUCAGAUAAUCCGACAAGACAAACGUUGCUGUCGUAUUUUAUUAAAAGUAAUCAAGUACUUUUUAACCUCACUAAGCAAACUGUAAUAUCUUCUUGGGUAUAUUGUCGAAAUUAAACAAAAUUUGUAUUUAGAAAGCAAUUAUUUUAUUUUGUGUAAACAAACUUUAAAAGUAUAACAAUUGAAAUGAUUUAUAAAUCGACUCGUUGCUAAUUUUUUUUUAUCUCGUACAGAAAAUGAAAAUUAAAAAAGAAUUCUAGCUACGUAAUUUCCAACAUAUAUUAGUCGAUAUUAAUUUGUUGCGAAAAAUAAAUAUUGACAAAAAUAAAGUUAAAUUAUUUCUUAGAAAUUUUUUAAAAGAUACAAUAUUAUUAAUUAUUUCAUCCUGAUCUGUUAAAACUUUAGCACCAGCAUAUAAAAACAGUAAAUUCAAAUUAUAUAUAUUACAUGAUAUUAGAUAAACAAUUUUUUUAUUUUGUCCCAUAAUAUCUAAAAUAAUUUUCUAUUUCUUUCUAACAUAUAAUUUCGUACAGUUAACGUUAAAAACUUUAUUUCCAAAGGUGCUUUUCCACACGAAGAAGAAUAAGAGACCCAACGUUGAUACUUCUAAAAAUUUCUUUUGUCUAUAGUACAAGGUCAGAGAGAACAUCAUUAUGUACUAUAUUUACACCAAUACUCACGAUUACAUUUAGUUUACCUUCUAUCGUCUCUGAAUAUGAUAACUUGGUUAUCGAAACGUGUAUCAGAUUCAAACAAUGUGAGUGUUGGUGUAUCACCAACGGUUCCAGAAAUUCCACAUUUGUUUAUAUUCAAGGCAAAAUAAAGACAUUAAACAAUAAUUUCGAUAUUUGCAAACAAAAUUUCCAAAUAUUAGAAAAGGAAAACUCAAAAUGGAAUAUUUUUUGGUUCACAAGUUAUAAAAUAUUUUGGUUUGAUAGUGUCUCAUCAUUCAAUGAAACAACUGCUUAGAAAUCAUUCAAAACGGUUAUCGAAGAAUUUUUGUGAAAUUUAUAAAGAUGAUAAAACUGACUUUUUUAAAAAAAAUU